Molecule: messenger RNA, 771 nt
Organism: Aspergillus sclerotioniger CBS 115572
Lineage: Eukaryota; Fungi; Ascomycota; Eurotiomycetes; Eurotiales; Aspergillaceae
Gene: pin1
Product: peptidylprolyl isomerase ESS1
Exons: 4
Coding region: 138-671 (177 amino acids)
Cellular component (GO): nucleus; cytosol
Molecular function (GO): protein binding; peptidyl-prolyl cis-trans isomerase activity
Source: RefSeq, a predicted model, not a curated record
CAAAACCACUCCCAUUCCUGCAGCUUUAUAUACCCUUCUAAGUGACCCCCCCCGUUCGCUCGUUGACCCCGGUCUUCCCCCCAGAAGCUAUAGACAACUAUACAUAUCAUAGAUAGACAGACAUCCCCCUCAGCAAAAUGGUAGAGACAGGUCUUCCGGCAGGGUGGGAGGUUCGCCACUCCAACUCCAAGAACCUCCCUUAUUACUUCAACCCCAUGACGAAGGAGUCUCGUUGGGAGCCGCCGGCAGACACCGACACCGAGAAGCUCAAGCACUAUAUGGCGAACUACCACAGUGGCCCGGCCGGACGCCCCGAUGGAAAUGGUCAGAAUGACGGCAAAAUUCGCUGCAGCCACCUUCUCGUCAAGCACCGGGAUAGCAGACGGCCUAGCAGCUGGAGGGAAGCGGAGAUCACCCGGUCGAAAGAGGAGGCCAUUGAGAUUCUCCGGGGCCACGAGGAGCGAAUCAAUGCGGGGGAAGCGAGCUUGGGGGAUAUUGCUAUGUCAGAAUCUGACUGCAGCAGUGCUAGGAAACGAGGAGAUUUGGGCUUUUUUGGACGGGGUGAGAUGCAAAAGGAGUUUGAGGAUGCGGCAUUUGCACUGCAGCCUGGCCAGGUCAGCAGCAUCGUUGAGACUGCCUCUGGCGUUCAUCUGAUCGAACGUGUCCAGUAGAAUUUCAGAACCACCUAUUUGUUAUAAGUGUAUCUAGUUGGAAGGAAUAGCUACAUACCUUUGCUACAUGAGGAAUUGCAUUCUCAUGCUCUCAUUCAGG